CCGUGCCGCAUGGCCGUUGAAGUCUCCAGCGAUAGACCGUUGACAUUACUGGCACGGACCCCGCAAUGUUGUUGUUUACGUUUUCCGUGUUGUUCCUAGUUUAAGUUUGCCGGCGCUUUGAUUGCGAAUGAUAAAAAAUAAGUAAUUUGGUUUGUUUCUGUGCAUAUAAAAAAAAAUUCUCACUUUCUGCAAGUAGAGGAAUUCUGUUAAAAACAGUAUAAUUUAGUUGUUUUUCACAAGACACGGUCGAGUGGUCAGUUUUAAGCUAUCUGUUGUUCUCUUACUUUUGGCAUCGGAAGAAUAGAACACAUAGUUUCUUAAAUUAUGGAUUCUCCUGAGAAAUCAAGUGAACCCGCAGCCGGUUCUGUUGACAUCUACGCAUUGCUUAGCAUUUUACUCGUUGCAUUUAUGUGGGGAUCGACCAAUCCUUUCAUCAAACGUGGUAGUAUCGGAUAUAAUGAACUGAAGGCAAACAGCAAAAUGGGACAGCUUUGGCUGGAAGUUCGAUUUCUUAUCUCACGUUGGCAGUAUUUACUUCCACUGCUCAUCAAUCAACUUGGCAGCAUCGUGUAUGUUUUAACUCUUCAAAGGACAGCACUUUCGCUUACCGUUCCGAUGGCAAAUUCGCUAACGUUCGUGUUCACUGCCAUUACCGCGAGGCUGCUAGGUGAACGACAAUCAGGCUGGAAAAUAUAUUGUGGAAUGGCUCUAGUCAUACUGGGAACAGUCAUUUGCGGAAUUGAUAAAAUAUUGUGAUAAAUUCUUGAAGUCCGAAGAAGAACUAAAUCCUGAUUUGUUUUUGAAAAAUAAUAUACUACUGUAAAGGAAGAAGAGUUAGUUAAUUGAGAAAUGUUUUAAUAAAUAUUCUAUGAAAAUUUAUGCACUAAUAAAA
Messenger RNA from Anopheles funestus (African malaria mosquito), 892 nucleotides. Its product is annotated as transmembrane protein 234 homolog. Bases 325 to 756 code for a protein of 143 amino acids. The record is from RefSeq and is a predicted model, not a curated record. The transcript is spliced from 3 exons. NCBI's taxonomy places the organism in Eukaryota, Metazoa, Arthropoda, Insecta, Diptera, Culicidae.